AUGGCUUCUCUAUCUCCACCGCGCGCUUCCGGCGACUUGUUUUCCCGGCGGCCUAUACCCACACGCCCUCACCUUCACAUCCUCACCCCGGCGGCGCUUAACCGCCGCCUCAAAGUGUCGUGCACCGCCGCGCACGGCGGCGGAGAUUCCCAGUCCAAGAUUGACAGGAGAGAUGUUAUUCUUGGAUUGGGAGGUCUCUACGGCGCUGCUAACCUGCCGGCGGCGAUGGCGGCUCCGAUUGAGGCGCCGGAAGUUUCCAAGUGCGUUGUGCCGCCCACCGACCUUCCGGCCGGCGCCGACGUGGACAACUGUUGCCCGCCGAUGGCGGGCAGGUACCUGGACUACCAGCUCCCGUCUGUUAGCCCCGCCACCAUGAGGGUCCGCCCGGCGUUACACCGCCUGGACGGGAAAUACAGAGAGAAGUUCGCGAAGGCGGUGGAAAUGAUGAAGGCGUUGCCGGCGGACGACCCCCGCAGCUUCACUCAACAAGCCAAGGUUCACUGCGCUUAUUGCAACGGCGCGUAUGAUCAAGUCGGCUUCCCCGACAUAGAAAUCCAAGUUCAUAACUCCUGGCUCUUCUUCCCUUUCCAUAGAUGGUACUUGUAUUUCUUCGAGAGAAUCUUGGGGAAAUUGAUCGGAGAUCCCACCUUCGGCUUGCCAUUCUGGAACUGGGACAUUCCCGCCGGCAUGGUUUUUCCGUCCGUACUAAACGACCGGAAUGUUUCACUCUACGACGAGAAUCGUAACCAGUCUCAUCUUCCACCGACUAUAGUCGACCUAGGGUAUCAAGGCAAGGAUACAGAAGCCACAGACUUAGAAAGAAUUACUAAUAAUCUUGCGUUAAUGUACAAGCAAAUGUUCACCAACGCCGGAACGGCAGAGCUCUUCCUCGGAAAACCUUACCGCUCCGGCGACAAGAAAAACCCCGGCGCCGGGUCCAUGGAGAACAGCCCCCACGUGCCGAUCCACAGGUGGGUCGGCGAUCCGAGGAGGAAGAACGGCGAGGAUAUGGGGAACUUCUACUCCGCCGGCCGUGAUAUCUCCUUCUAUUGCCACCAUGCAAACGUUGACCGGAUGUGGACGAUUUGGCAGCAGCUCGGCGGCCGUGGCCGGAAACGGAAUUUCACCGACGCUGAUUGGAUCAACGCCAGCUUCCUCUUCUACGACGAGAACGCGCAGCCGGUGCGCGUGAGGGUCGGCGACAGCGUGGAUAACCAGCAAAUGGGAUACAAAUACGAAUUCGCAAACCUGCCUUGGACAAACAGCAAGCCUGUUCCCAGACCAAGGCGCCGGAAAGUGGCGCUACGCUCCGCUGCUCCCUACGUCGCCACCGUCUUUCCGGUUACUCUGGACAAGGUGGUCCGAGUGAAGGUGCCGAGGCCGAAGAAGAACAGGACAAAGGAGGAGAAGGAGUUGGAGGAGGAGAUCUUGUUGAUCGAAGGGAUCGAAGUUCAGGCGAACCAGUACACGAAAUUCGACGUGUAUUUGAACGACGAGGACGAGCCGGACGGCGGGUACGACAAGGCGGAGUUCGCGGGGAGCUUUGCUCACUUGCCGCACCGGCAGAAAAACGUGGAGAAAAUCAAGACGAGCUUGAGCUUGGGAUUGAAUGAGCCGAUGGACGAUUUGGGCGCCGAGGACGAUGACACUGUUCUCGUGACUUUGGCACCUAAUGUGGGAGGAGGUGUUGUCACCAUUGAUAACAUUAAGAUAGUCUAUGGUUCUUAG
Molecule: messenger RNA, 1728 nt
Organism: Ipomoea triloba (trilobed morning glory)
Lineage: Eukaryota; Viridiplantae; Streptophyta; Magnoliopsida; Solanales; Convolvulaceae
Product: polyphenol oxidase I, chloroplastic-like
Exons: 3
Coding region: 1-1728 (575 amino acids)
Biological process (GO): pigment biosynthetic process
Molecular function (GO): catechol oxidase activity
Source: RefSeq, a predicted model, not a curated record